UCAGCCCCGCGGGUCAACCGCUCCUGCCUCCUCAGUACGCGCCCUCCGCAAAGUCCGCCAACCGCCCCCUCCACCUACACCAUCUACACAGCAGAGAAGCUCUGUUGUGCUUACACUUUGAAUGCCCCUCUAUACCGUGCCAUCCCGGUGUCGCGCCUAUCGUGGUGGCGCCUGUCGAGGUGGUGCCUGUCGAGGUGGUGCCUGUCGAGGUGGCGCCUGUCGAGGUGGUGCCUGUCGAGGUGGUGCCUGUCGAGGUGGUGCCUGUCGAGGUGGCGCCUGUCGAGGUGGUGCCUGUCGAGUUGGCGCCUGGCGAAGUGCGGCCGGCGGGCGAGCCAAACCAAUGCCGGCUUGCUGGCCUGCGCGUGACAUCGUCUAUUCAAACCACGGCGGGCGAGUCAAAUUCGCACAACAGUCUUUCCCAUCCGUCCACUCAUGGCAGCGCGCGUCCCCUUCCUAAUCCCGCGUACUACGGGCAGGCGGGGCAGCCACCGCCGGGGUACUACCCUGCAGCAGCCGCCGCUCCCCAGCAUCACCCCUACAUGUGGGGGCAGUUCCACACAGUCUAUCUCUCCCUCCCCCUCCCCCUCCCCCUCCACCCUCCCCUCUCCCCCUUUGCCUCACCGCUCCCCCUUUGCGUCUCCACUCCCCCUCUGCGUCUCCAACUACCCGAUCCCCCCUUCCCCCAUGGCACCGUACGGCCACCCGCUCAUCACCUUCCCCUCCCUCCACCGUCUACCCCCCUCCCUCCACCCACACCCCCCUCCCUCCACCCGUCUACCCCCCUCCCUCCACCCACACCCCCCUCCCUCCACCCGUCUACCCCCCUCCCUCCACCCGUCUACCACCCCCUCCCUCCACCCGUCUACUCCCCUCCCUCCUCCCCUUACCCUCCUCCACCCCCCCCCCCCCACCUCCCUUUCUCCGCGCAGCACCUGAUAUUACCACGGCUCACUUUCCCCCUCCUCCCCACCUCCUCCCCUCCCGCCUCCCCUGCCCCCACCCCCCUCCAUCCGCUUCCCACCGCAACCCCUCCCCCAUGCGCACAUGAUGACGCCCUACGGCCAGCCUCCCAUCAUCUUCCCGUCUUCCCCCUCCCUCCUCUCCUCCGCUCCCCCUCUCCCCCCUCCCCCUCUCUCUCCUCCCCCGCUCCCCCCGAGCAGCACAUGAUGACGCCAUACGGCCAGCCUCCCCCCUAUGGCGCCCCCAUGUAUCCCCCUGCUGCCAUGUACCCGGUAAGAGCAGCUGUCAUGUACUCGGUAAGAGCAGCUGCCAUGUACCCGGGAAGAGCAGCUGCCAUGUACUCGGUAAGAGCAGCUGCCAUGUACCCGGUAAGAGCAACUGCCAUGUACCCGGUAAGAGCAGCUGCCAUGUACCCGGGCGCGCAGCCCUAUAUGGGAUACGGCAUGCCGUCAGCGACUGCAGCAUCAAUGGACGCUUCUUCGGCCAUGGCGCCAGUGGCAAUGCACGCGGAGCAGAGAUGGGGGGCCAUGGCGCCAGGCAUGGCGCCAGUGGCAAUGCACGCGGAGCAGAGGGAUGGGGGAGGGGCGGCAGCAGCAGCAGGCGCAGGGGGAGGGGGAGGCGGGGGAGUGGGGGAAGAUGGAGGGGGCGCAAAGGCUGGGGAAGGGGGGGCUAUGGGCGCGGGGGGAGGGGGAGGGGGAGGGGGAGGCGGAGGCGGAGGGGGGAUGGGACCGGGGGGCGGGAUGACGUCAGAGGGGUCAAAGCUGCAGUCAGGGAAUGGCGUGUUCUCCACCAGCGGAGGGGAGGAUGAUUCGGAGGAGGACGAGGGCACGGACCACAAUGAGGAAGGGGGGGGCACUGGCGGAAAGGCAGGGGAAGCGGGGGAGAUGGGGGGAAUGGUGCCUCUAGAGUCCUGGUCCUGGCACAAGCCCAGGCACAAGCCCAGGCACAAGCCCAGGCACAAGCCCAGGCACAAGCCCAGGCACAGGCAUAGAUGCACCAAGGCCUCAUAUGCAGUGGGUAACUCUUCUUUCCUUCCCCUUCUUCUCUACCCUCCUUCCCCUUCUUCUCUAACCUUCCUUCCCCUUCUUCUCUUUUCCUCCUCCCGUUCUUCCCCUUUGCACCUCCCGUCUCUGCAGGAAGGGGGGGGCGCUGGCGGAAAGGCAGGGGAACCGGGGGAGAUGGGGGGAAUGGUGCCCAUAGACUACUGGUCCGCGCAAGCCCAGGCCCAGGCGCAAGCUCAGGCCCAAAUGCACCAAGCAGCAGCAGCUGCGGCAGCAGCAGGACAGAUGGGGCCGGGGGGGCAGGGAGUGGGUAUGGCAGGCGGAAUGGGGGGGAUUCCGGGAGUGGGAACGGGCGGGGGGGCGGCGGGAGGAGCAGGGGGGGCUGGGGGGAUGGUUGGCGGGGGGAUGGGUGGUGCUGCUGGUGGCAGUAGCGGUGGUGGUGGUGCUGGGGGCGCAGGGGGAGCAGUGGCUGGGAAGAAACGGGGUGCUGUGGGGGGGACAGGAGGUGGAGGGAUGGGGAUGUCGUCAGACCUAUGGGUGCACUCUGACGACCGGGAGGUGAAGAAGCGGGACGACCGGGAGGUGAAGAAGCAGCGCCGUAAGCAGUCCAACAGAGAGCCGGCAGACGACCGCGAAGUGAAGAAGCAGCGCCGCAAGCAGUCCAACAGAGAGUCGGCUAGACGGUCGCGGCUGCGCAAGCAGGUGCAUGGCGAGAGGGGGGCUGGGGGUUGGGCGGAGUGUGAGGAUCUGAUGGGGCGGGUGCGCGCGCUGACGGACGAGAAUCAGACGAUUCGAGUGGAGCUGCAGCGCAUGCAGGAGGAGUGCCACAAGAUGGCUCAGCAGAACGCACUGCUGCAGGAGAGGUUGAAUAGCAAGGCAGCACCAGGUGGUCCGUCCACACACUCUCCAGCCCCAUCAAGCCUCCAUCCUGCCGCCGCCCUCCCUCUGACAUCCUCGGGACUUGGCCCGCACGCACUGCCACCGCACAUGCCACCAGAUGGAACCGCAGCCGUUGAUCCUUCCGGAGCUGCGAUGCCAUUGGUCGGUGCGCCUGGUGGUGAUGUGAAUGGUGCGCUAGUGCCCGUAGGUCAGCAGCAGUUUCAGCAGGGAGGGGCAGGGGGGGGGGUGUUAGCAGUUGGCAAUGGUGGUGGGCAUGGAGGGGAGGGGUUAGGUGCCGUUGUUGGAGCAGCAGCAGGGAGGUUAGGGCAGGGGAGUGAAAAGAACAAUGUUGUGACAGCUGUUUCAUAA
Messenger RNA from Closterium sp. NIES-65, 3209 nucleotides. The record is from the annotation of a GenBank genome assembly. NCBI's taxonomy places the organism in Eukaryota, Viridiplantae, Streptophyta, Zygnematophyceae, Desmidiales, Closteriaceae.